GGUUACUAGAAUGGGAGCUAUGUAGCCAGCUGGUCGUGGACUCGUGGUGACGUGAAAAGUAUAAAACAAACUCUGAAGAAACCCGUAGGUUAGAAAUUGAAACUGAACCUGUGUUGAUAUUGCACCAAGUAACCCGAAAAGAAAUUAAAGAAAUUAACUACCUAAAGUAAAAAUGUCUUCGUAUCUCGGCCUCGAAAAGAAUAUCUCUUACUUCACUAUCCCGGCGGCGAUCGUUCUGGCCCUGCUGCCGCGAGUGUACUCGGGUCUCACGGGUCCAGGCAAGAAGUUCUUCGACCCUAACAACCCACGCUCAUUCGCGUCCAAGCUCGAGACCGCUGAACUAGACAAGAAAUUAAAAGGCCGGCUGCUACGCGCCGAAUCAGCGAGCGCCAACGCCUUUGAAAAUCUCGGCUUCUACGCCGCGGCCGUGACGGCCGGGAAUGCCGCCAGUCUCCCUGCCGAGACGCUGAAUAAUCUGACCUUGGGCUAUUUGGCGGCUCGCGUGGUCUACACGUGGAUUUACAUUUGGGGGCAGGAGAACCGCAGGAUUACUCCCUUUAGGACGGUGGUCUGGGGGGUCGCUAUGGGUUUCUGCAUAGCUUUAUUCUCGCUUGCCGGCAUCCGAGGUCCAUGACUGGGUUGUGUCUAGGGACUGCCUCGGUCUUUUCGCGUUGAAGAUAUUAUUAUUAAUAUUUAAAUUAGAUUUAUACAUAUGAAAAGCAGAUCAAGAAUAA
Daldinia vernicosa is the source of this 734-nucleotide messenger RNA. RefSeq lists its product as uncharacterized. The transcript has 4 exons. The record is from RefSeq and is a predicted model, not a curated record. Bases 173 to 634 code for a protein of 153 amino acids. Gene Ontology annotation, cellular component: membrane. NCBI's taxonomy places the organism in Eukaryota, Fungi, Ascomycota, Sordariomycetes, Xylariales, Hypoxylaceae.